GGUCAACUCAAUGAUCGACCACCUGCAAGCUUUCUGACGCAACCCUUCGACCACUCGUACCAAAACCACAGCCUGCGUGGAGUAAUUAAUACUCCGUCUAUUCGGUUCCAAGCCACUCGCUCUGUGCAUGCACCUGCUUGAUGUCUGAACUUUCCUUCGCAGAAUUCUCGCAAUCAUUUUCUCCACCAACCCUCGUGCCGACUUUGAAUGCGCUCCUCGCCGGCCUAUCUCUCCCGUUCGUGCUCAGUUCCCCGACGGAUUUAGCACCUUCUUUACUCCUUGCAAUCCUGGAGUCUGUACUCGAGUCCCGCCUCCCUAUCCCAUCUUCAAUACGCGCCUCUCGCUCAUCUCUUGCAAAAGUAGAAGCGAUGAAAGUUUUUCUCGGCGUACUCGAGUGCGACGUCCUCCCAGCAGACGAGGACAUCGGUCUCGCAGACCUUGAUCCACGGAGACUAGCAGAUGGAUGUUGGGAAGAAACAGUUUUCGUCGGUGAGCUGCUUUGUUGGCUUGGGAGGAAACGAGGGAUCGUCGAGGAAUUGGCCGGUGAUGAUAGCGAGGGCGAGAUAGAUCUUACAACUUCGACGCUGUUGCGUCCAGAACCUUCUUACAACAUGGAACUGUCGCAUAUCACAGACAUCCCGCGACAUCCACGCGUUACUUCUCCCUCCACGCGGUCCACUGCCACCAUGAGCGCGCAGACCGAUCUAUCCAUGCAUAAUGCCCCACAUACGGAGUCUGACACGAGCAUGGCAGAUUCUGAACUCUCAGAUCGUACAGAGACGCAGCCACUCCACGACAGUGGUAUAUACCACCAGCCACAUUGUAUUCACGAGCUCGACGACCCAUCAUAUUUUCUCGAGCGCGAUGCUUCCUAUGCAUCCAAUAUCGAUGAUUCGAUGCAAGGCUUAGAUCUCGAUUGCUCUACCCAAUCGACCUCCUCAGGAGAACAGCCCCCGACUCCUACACCUCAGCCCAUCCGUCUGAAAGGCUGGAUUGGUGUUGUCGAUUCUGAACUUGAAAUGAAAGCUUUCGCAGCAAACAAGUGUAAUACAAGCACGCCUGUCAAGCCCAAGAGUCGGUGGCGGAGUUCUGGUCUUUAUCCCGGAGCAAGUGGGAAUUCUACCCCUCGCAUGCCUAUAAUGUCGAUGCGCAUUCCUGCCAGUGCACCUCCGGCACGGACCCGGGUCGAUGACUUCUCUAUGGACGAGGACUUUGGGACAUCCCCCUCCCUCUUUGGUGCGCUGUCGUCAUCGACCCACAUGCGGAGGACAGAUUAUUGUUCUCCCACAGAACGCACGGUUGCACUUCUAAACGAGCGAGCGAAACUCUUGAGUGAGCUCGCUAAUCUGCGUAGGAUCAGACAAGCCAGUCGAUAACGGGCAAGGGGCAAUGCCAUGUUUGUCCAGUAUGUGGAGCGUACUCUCGAUUUGUUACGAUUUCUGGUCAGUUUGAUUUACUUAUUCGAGCUGUCAGUUGUUUGUAUAGCUCGCUCAAUAAUUCAAAUUAUUAUUUAAUUACUUUUUGUGCAAGAUUGUUUACUCAUGU
Suillus plorans is the source of this 1545-nucleotide messenger RNA. RefSeq lists its product as uncharacterized. Lineage: Eukaryota; Fungi; Basidiomycota; Agaricomycetes; Boletales; Suillaceae. Bases 141 to 1376 code for a protein of 411 amino acids. The transcript has a single exon. The record is from RefSeq and is a predicted model, not a curated record.